Peromyscus maniculatus bairdii (prairie deer mouse) is the source of this 422-nucleotide messenger RNA. The record is from RefSeq and is a predicted model, not a curated record. Lineage: Eukaryota; Metazoa; Chordata; Mammalia; Rodentia; Cricetidae.
GGCUCCCGUUGCUCACCCCACUUCCUCCCCUGCCCGGAGUAGCCAUGGCGGCCAUGAGCCUGCUGCAGCGGGCUUCGGUUGCCGCGCUGACAGCGCUGUCUGGCCGCCGUGCUGGCACCAGGCUCGGAGUCGGGAGUUUUCUCACACGGAGCUUCCCGAAGACUGUCGCUCCUGUGCGGCACAGUGGGGACCAUGGCAAGAAAAUGUUCGUCAUCAAAGCUUCUUCAUACUAUGAAGAUCGCUUCUUGAGGUUAUUGAGGUUCUACAUUUUGUUGACUGGGAUUCCAGUUGCAAUUGGCAUAACGCUGGUGAACAUAUUUAUUGGUGAAGCUGAACUUGCAGAAAUCCCAGAAGGCUACAUCCCAGAACACUGGGAGUAUUACAAGCAUCCAAUCAUCAAGCUCUAGGUUCAAUGGCAGACU